Messenger RNA from Talaromyces proteolyticus, 1035 nucleotides. RefSeq names its product putative lipase. Lineage: Eukaryota; Fungi; Ascomycota; Eurotiomycetes; Eurotiales; Trichocomaceae. Gene Ontology annotation, molecular function: hydrolase activity. The transcript has a single exon. The coding region runs from base 1 to 1035 and encodes 344 amino acids. The record is from RefSeq and is a predicted model, not a curated record.
AUGGACGGCUCGCGCUGGUGGCUGCACGUCCAGGCCGUGUUCUGGCGCUGUCUGAUGUCGAUUGGCAUGUUCCUGCACACCACCGGCUUCACGUCGUGGCCGCCCGGCCACUGCUUCGUGCGCCGCAUACCCUUCGACAACAAGGCCCGCAAGGUCAAUCUCUACUUCUACUGCCCGCCAGCCUACUACAGACACCUAGCGACGCGCACCGGCCGCCCGCUGCCUGUCGUCGUCAAUUUCCACGGCGGCGGCUUCACCCUGGGCUCGGCCACCGACGACUCGUACUGGGCCCAAUGUGUGCUCCAAGAAACAGAAGCAGUCUUCGUCAGUGUCGACUAUCGCCGCGCUCCCGAACACCCCUUCCCCGCUGCCGUCGAUGACUGCGUUGAUGCCCUCCUCUAUCUCGCCGCCCAUGCCGGCGAACUGGGCAUAGACGCCUCGCGCAUUGUGGUGACGGGCUUCUCGGCGGGCGGCAACCUCGCCAUCACAGUGCCUUUGCGUCUUCAACACCGCAUCCAGACCGACGCCGGCAGCGAUAUUAUCGACAUCAGCCCGCUCGACUCGACCCAGAACCUCGUCAACGGCCAGAACAACCUCCAAAUCCUGGCCAGUUUCGCCUGGUACCCGCUCCUCGACUUUGUCGCCUCGCGCGAGCAUCGCCGCGCCGCCAGCGUGAUUCCAGGGAAGACCAUGCCUGCAUUUUUCACCAACCUGUUCGACGAGUCCUACCUACCAGACGUGGACCAGCGUUCCUCCCCGUUUGCGUCGCCCGAAAGAGCACCUGACGAUAUGCUCAACGACGGCCUGCCGCAGCAUGUCUUCUUGUAUACGUGUGAAUGGGACAUGCUGCUUAACGAGGGCCAGCGGUUUGUACGGCGGCUCAAGGGCAUGGGCAAGAAAGUGCGCGCGAUGAUGGUCGAGAAGGCGCCUCAUGCGUGGGACAAGUCGCCCAAUCCGUUCCGCGACCAGGCUAAGAUCAACGUCAUCUACCGGGCAGCGUGCGCUGAGAUGAAGGCUAUUUUCGACCAGCACUGA